Messenger RNA from Triticum dicoccoides, 2697 nucleotides. Its product is annotated as protein transport protein Sec24B-like. Bases 128 to 2350 code for a protein of 740 amino acids. NCBI's taxonomy places the organism in Eukaryota, Viridiplantae, Streptophyta, Magnoliopsida, Poales, Poaceae. The record is from RefSeq and is a predicted model, not a curated record. The transcript has 14 exons. Gene Ontology annotation, molecular function: SNARE binding; zinc ion binding. Gene Ontology annotation, biological process: endoplasmic reticulum to Golgi vesicle-mediated transport; COPII-coated vesicle cargo loading; intracellular protein transport. Gene Ontology annotation, cellular component: endoplasmic reticulum exit site; COPII vesicle coat.
AGAGUUCAGCGCAAACCCACACUGCACACACAGACACCUUUGAGCAGCCGCGGUUCCGUCUCCCUCGUCAGAUCUCUCUCCCGUCACCAGUCCACCAGAUCCACAUCCCAAACCGCGCGGCGCAGCAAUGGCGGUGCGCCCGAGCCUCGCGUACUUCCCCUCCGACAACGCGCUCCUCGAGUCCUCGGGCCUACCGUGGGGCGUCGCCGUCACGCCCUUCUCUUCCACCGACGAGCGCGGCUCCUCUCCGGUCACCGGCGACGAGGGCGACCUCAUCCCUCGCUGCACGUCCUGCUUCGCCUACUUCAGCACCCUUUGCUCGCUGCACCGCUGGUCGUGGACGUGCCCCAUCUGCUCGGAGGACAACGACCUCUCCGCCGACGCCGCCGCGCGCUACGCGCGCGACGGCAGCCACGACCCGCCCGAGUUGCGCUCCGCCUUUGUCGACCUCCUCCUCCCGGGUGAGGAGGGUGAGGCAGCGGCUGCGACGACGCCCGUGUACGUGGCAGCGAUCGACUUAUCCUCUUCUGAGGAGUUUUUGGAGCUAGUCAAAAGUGCUCUUCUGGCAGCUCUUGAAGCUCUUUCUCCAGGAUCAUUAUUUGGGAUUUUAACGUUUAGCAGCAAGAUAGGACUAUAUGAUGUUCAAGGUCCAAUACCAAUUGUGAAAAACGUUUUUAUCCCUCCUGAUUCUGACGGCACCUUGCACGUGGACCUUAAAGAUGUCAUGCCAUUUUGUUCAUUUUUGGCUCCUGUUGGCACUUUCAAAGACCGCAUUGCUGAAGCACUAGAAACAAUUAAACCAAUAGCUUCAUGGGAAAGGGCAACUACUGCAUCACAAGUUCAAGAUCACGCAUUGCAUCAUACCCGUGGGUUUGGGGUAGCAAUUGAUGCUCUUGUCAACUACCUAAGUGUGGAAAAUGGAACUACCUUUGAACUUGCUAGAAUAUUUGCGUUUUUAUCUGGGCCUCCGAAUUAUGGGGCUGGCCAACUGGACGCAAGAAGCAAUGGGGACCACAAUACUGGUAAAGUGGUGGAUUCAAAUAAUACAUUACUGCCCGAAGAGACAAGUUUCUACAAAAAUCUGGCUGCUAGUGCUGUUCAAGCAGGUGCAUGUGUGGACCUUUUCGCGAUUACAAAUGAAUACACUGAUCUUACUUCCCUAAAAGUUCUGAGUGUUGAGAGUGGUGGCUCAUUGUUUCUGUAUUCAAAUACAGAUGAAUCAACACUUCCACAAGAUAUAUACAAAAUGCUAAAGCGUCCAUAUGCCUUUGGAUGUGUACUGCGGUUGAGAACAUCUCCAGAGAUCAAGAUUGCUGAUUCUUAUGGUCAUUUCUUUCCAGAUCCUCAAUACAUGCAUGUUCAGCACAUAAAUUGCUGUGAUUCGUUUGCUAGCUACACUUACGACUUUGAGUUUGAAAAGGAUUCUCAGUUUGCCAGGAAGUCAAGGCCUCCUAUUCUCCAAAUCGCAUUUAAGUACACGAUGAUAGUACACCAUGGUGAUACAUCAGAUGAUGCUUCCAAUUCUGGUAGUAGAUCUAAGUUCUCAGUGCAAAGGCGGCUAAGGGUGCGGACUAUCCAGUACAACACAACUGCUAAUAUCUGGGACCUGUAUGACUUUGUUGACCCAGAUGUGGUAUUGACGAUACUUGUACACCAGGUUAUUUUGGCUUCUUUAAGUGAUGUGGUAGAAGCAAGGCUAUGGCUCCAUGAUUGGUUGGCGAUUUUCAUUGCCCAGUACAACAAGGCAUACAAGAACGUCAGACCUGCUGAUUCUGGAGUUUCUGAUAUUGACGUUGAUUUCUCAAACUGCUCACAAUUGCAGCCUCUGGCACAGCUUGUAUUUGCAUUUCUAGUAAGCCCAUUACUUCAAGUUCAGGAUGAACAUAUUCAUCCAGAUUACCAGACAUAUUUGCAGUGCCUCUUCAGUGCACUGGAACCGGCUUCUCUUCGGCAAGCUAUAUGUCCUACACUGAGUUCGUACUCCUCUCUUGAUACAGAAGCAGAAGUGCAUCAGUCUCUAAGUCGCAGUGUAUUCACCAGUGAGAGACCAAUAUUCCUUCUUGACGCCUACACUGACCUUUUGGUGUAUUACUUGCCUACAGCCAGCCCUUCAAUUCCCUUUCCUCCUCCACGUGACUGUCUGUUGAGAUCAACGGUCGAUAGGUUGAAGCAAGAAAGGACCUUAACUCCCAGGCUUGCUUUUAUUCAUGGUGCACGUGAUGAUACAACAACAUUUGAGAAAUACCUGAUUGAGGAUCGGGCUCUGGAUGGCACUCUGCUGGUUGGCUCUAUAGGUUUCAGAUCCUUCCUUGAGGAGGUUAGAAGCAGAGUAGCCGAGUUUGGAAUAUAGAGAGGCCUGUCUCAGCUGUUGUUUAAGCUGUUCAAUAUGCAAGAUUGAUGAUUGGUCAUACUGGGCACCUUGGCAUGGAUAAGAUCUGUUGUGUUGCUUACCUUACUUUUGACACUCCAUGUUGCUAGGGCCACUCCAUUGAUAUGAUAUGAAUCCAUCACCACUUGUUGAAUAUGGCAGGAUUGCGUAUUUCUGGAGUUCAUAGUCCAUGUUGAAUAUGCAUGUCUUGAACAAGUGUUUUGUACAUUGCCCAAACAGGCAGACACACUUUGGUGACGAUUUUGCUUUGUACUGUACGUCAUUUUUACUUGUUAUAUAUAAUGUUUGUAUGCGUGCUUUUUUGUAUA